Messenger RNA from Gossypium raimondii (Peruvian cotton), 1282 nucleotides. Its product is annotated as SNF1-related protein kinase regulatory subunit gamma-like PV42a. NCBI's taxonomy places the organism in Eukaryota, Viridiplantae, Streptophyta, Magnoliopsida, Malvales, Malvaceae. Bases 36 to 1151 code for a protein of 371 amino acids. The transcript has 3 exons. The record is from RefSeq and is a predicted model, not a curated record.
UUAGCAAAACAGUUAUACAAAGUACAAACCAAAAAAUGCAGCAACGAAAGGACGAGCAAGAAGCCACUGCCGCUAAAACUACUCUGCGGUUACUGGAGAAGACGGUGAAAGAUAUGCUGGUGGACCAGGGGAGACUAGUGGAAGUACCUUACACGGCCACGCUAGGUGACACCAUGAACGCAUUGGUGGCCAACAAGGUGGUGGCGCUACCGGUUGCUGCGCCUCCAGGGCAAUGGAUAGGGGCUGGUGGCUCAAUGAUUUUGGAGUCUGAUAAACAGACGGGGGCUGUGCGGAAGCACUACAUAGGGAUGGUUACCAUGCUUGAUAUUGUGGCAUAUAUUGCUGAUGACGAUGGUAGUAAUGAUCAGACAACGGACGUUGCUAAUCUUGAGAAGAAGAUGAUGGUGCCGGUAUCGUCGAUUAUAGGGCGCAGUUUUGAGGGACUUAGCUUAUGGACUUUAAACCCAAACACAAACAUUUUGGACUGUAUGGAAUUGUUUAGCAAGGGAAUCCACAGGGCCUUGGUCCCAAUGGACAGUCAAAUGGAGAACAUUCAAGGAGUUGAACUUGUGGAGUCUGCAUCCAGCUAUAAGAUGCUUACACAAAUGGACUUGCUGAAAUUCCUCAAGGACCAUGCCUCUGAAUUGGGGGAGAUAUUAUCAAGCAGCAUAAAGGAAAUAGGUUGCUUAAACCAGAAUGUUUACGCCAUAACCGAUCGUACCAAAGUGAUAGAUGCCAUCAAAUGCUUGAGGACUGCUUUGCUCAAUGCUGUCCCUAUAGUUGAGUCCUCUAAUGAUUUUGAAGAAGAUCACCGACAGCUCGUAGAUGGCGAAGGAAGGAAGCCAAUUGGAACAUUUUCAGCAACAGAUUUGAGGGGUUGCCAUCUUUCGGCACUGCAGACAUGGUUGCCUCUAAGGGCACUGGAAUUCACCGAGCUAGUCUCAAGGAGCCCUUUAUUUGCAUCCAAGGAGGGGGUGUCGGCGCCAAAGGAAAUGGUGAGUUGCCAGCCGCAGGCGGCCCUCGCAGAAGUAAUUGAGAAGAUCGUAUCGAAGCAUGUGCACCGAGUGUGGGUGGUUGAUGAACAAGGAUUACUUGCGGGGCUUGUUUCUCUCACCGAUAUAGUUGGAGCCCUCAGGGUUUCGUUGUUGUGAAAGAUUGACGUCAUGUGAUCUUCCUAGUCUUGUUGAGAGACGUAAGAUCUUAGAAUCUUUGUUGUCUGCCUGUGCUUUCUGUAUAUUAUAAAAACUUCCUACAAACCUAAUUUUAUUGUUGGUUAGCUUUU